Panicum hallii is the source of this 1458-nucleotide messenger RNA. Its product is annotated as transmembrane protein 56-like. Bases 230 to 1054 code for a protein of 274 amino acids. Gene Ontology annotation, cellular component: endoplasmic reticulum; membrane. NCBI's taxonomy places the organism in Eukaryota, Viridiplantae, Streptophyta, Magnoliopsida, Poales, Poaceae. The record is from RefSeq and is a predicted model, not a curated record. Gene Ontology annotation, biological process: lipid homeostasis. The transcript is spliced from 9 exons.
UAUUCCAGUAGUCCCCUCCUUCUCCCUUCCGCUCGUCCCCCUCCUCCCUUCCGUCUCGCACCAGGCGAGGCGAGAGAACUCGUCGUGGAAGCGAAAUAUAGCCGGCUCCGAUCCCAACCCGACCCAUCCCGCCCCCGUCCCGAUUGCUUUGCACCAACGCAGGCGCCGCCCCCGCGCCCCCCUCCACCCGGCGUGCCGUGACAGCGCCGCGCAAGGUUGUUGAGUGAGGAUGGACCUGUCCACGACUUCAGUGCUGGCAGCCAAGGCCUACAAGUACAAAGCAGAAUCACUUGUUAAGGAGUACCUUCUUGCAGAUUCGUAUGUUUCAUACACUGCUGUACUAGGUGGGAUCCUGAUGUGCAAGAUGGCCUAUGACAUCACAAGUUUGAUCAGCUCAUUGUACUACAAGGGCUAUGGUUCACUUACAAAAAUCCAAAAGCUUGAGUGGAACAACAGGGGCAUGUCCACUGUCCACGCGGUUUUCAUCACAGUCACGUCAGUGUACCUGGUAUUCUUCUCCAACCUAUUCUCUGAUCAGCUGGAUGGACCAGUAACUUUUCGGAGUUCAAAUCUAUCCAAUUUUACUCUGGGGGUUUCUGUAGGGUACUUCAUCACUGACCUUGCUAUGAUACUCUGGGCGUAUCCUUCUCUUGGUGGAAUGGAGUAUGUUCUUCAUCAUAUGCUGUCGCUUAUUUCUAUAGUAUAUGCUAUGUAUUCUGGGGAAGGACAGUUGUACACAUACAUGGUUCUCAUCUCUGAAACAACCACACCCGGAAUCAACCUACGAUGGUUUCUUGAUACUGCUGGGUUGAAAAAAUCCAAGGCCUAUCUUGUCAAUGGUGUUGCAAUGUUUGUUGCUUGGCUGGUGGCACGAAUAAUUCUAUUCGUCUACUUGUUUUACCACAUCUACUUCCACUAUGAUCAGGUCAAGCAGAUGCACACCUUUAGCUGCAUUCUGAUAUUUGCUGUGCCCACAAUACUGCUUGUCAUGAACACAAUGUGGUUUGCCAAGAUCUUGAGAGGCCUUAAAAAGACGCUAGCCAAGAGGCAGUGAAGAGAAAAAUGGCAACACAAGCUCACGACAUCGACAGUCAUCCCUUCGUACAGCCACUUUACAGCUACAUGCUCUUCCCAAGUAAAGCCGCCAGUGCAGCUCGUAGCACAUGCCAUUGUACAUGAUUCAGAAAUAGGCUCAACACAGCCUGAAAUUUUCCCUGGAUGCUCUGCCUUGUACAUAUGCAUGUCUGGUUAUGGCCGAGGAUGGUUUUUCUGUGGAUCAGAUGCUUCUACGUCUUUAACAAUUAACAACUUAGGUAGUAGUCUUCAUAUAGACCUAGGAAGGUUGAACUUCCGCGCUUCUGCUUACAGGUUUAAUAUGCAGUUCUUAUCAUUCUGACUUGAGAAUUGUAGCCGGUGCAUUCUCAACCAGUACAAGUAAAGUUUGCUGGCAGUACUUCA